CCCCUGCCUCAAAGUUCAGGUAUGUAAAGUGCCAGUAAACAAGCGAGAAGUCCUUACUUUCAAUGCUUGGCGCUUACUACAAUCUAUAUAGUGCCCACGUCGAAACCGCCGACGCUCAUACUGUUCUCACGUUACCUCAAUCCUGCACAGAAUCUAGUGGUCGCCAGUCAGAGGAUGAAAGAAAAUGCCUUUGGAAGUCUACAAAGUUGCAUACAAGCUUGCCCUGGCCGAUCCCGACAUUCCAGGACCACGAUACCACACCGUCCUCUUCGUUCGAACAAAAACCAAUGGCGACGGCAUCGUCCAUCACGUGACUGGAGACAUCGUUUCGGGCAUGCAGUACCAGUCUAGACCGGCCAAAAGACCCGAAGACUCCCAGACGUUCCAUAGCAAAGAGCUCCUUGGUGUGGUGGAGCCAACAGAUUAUCCCGGUGUGUUUGAUCAAACGUGCCGGCAGCAGCCUCCACCACCGAGGCAGAAGAGGUUCAAUCCGGCCACCCACAGAACAGAGCAGAUGAAGCCAGACGGGUCAUUUUACGAACAAGGUGAAAUGAGAUCUCCAAUGGUCAAGUGUACGGAAUGGACAGAAAGGCAGGCGAUUCCCGCCCUGUUACAAAAUGGCAUAAUCAAGCCGCGUUGAAAACGAAGUAUCUCAAGGAUAGGGCUGUUCGAGAGAGAAAUGUGGACUGACUGUCCGCACAUUGUUGGAUUCAUUUUGUCGGACGAAGUAUGUAUCGAUGGUCCAGACCCAUCAUCACCAUGGACCUCCCUGUGGACCUCAUCGUUACGAAUGUGAAUUUCCAGGGGGCUUUGUCUGGUGACCAAAAGUUCCUCAAUUUGCGUGAUGCUCAUGGACAUAGCCUAGGACCCUUGAGCAGUUCUUGGGCCGUUACGCGCUCCUCUGGCAACCAUGGAAGUAUUCUUUUCAACGAAUGGAAGGAACAAUCUCAGGUUCUCGUUAGAAAUUGUGAUGAUGGUAUAUUUUGGAUUGAUCUCAUUUUUGGUUCCAAGGAGAAUGUUAUUAGACUUCA
Molecule: messenger RNA, 1031 nt
Organism: Exophiala oligosperma
Lineage: Eukaryota; Fungi; Ascomycota; Eurotiomycetes; Chaetothyriales; Herpotrichiellaceae
Exons: 1
Coding region: 185-640 (151 amino acids)
Source: RefSeq, a predicted model, not a curated record